Molecule: messenger RNA, 742 nt
Organism: Talaromyces stipitatus ATCC 10500
Lineage: Eukaryota; Fungi; Ascomycota; Eurotiomycetes; Eurotiales; Trichocomaceae
Exons: 3
Coding region: 1-405 (134 amino acids)
Molecular function (GO): hydrolase activity, acting on carbon-nitrogen (but not peptide) bonds
Source: RefSeq, a predicted model, not a curated record
AUGACCACAGCUAUUGAACAAUCAGUCGCUUAUUACAAUGGCAAAGUUUACACCUUGAACGAUUCCCGCCAGGUGGCAGAGGAUUUCAUUGUCACACCGCAAGGCACAUUUUCGACGGUGGGAACAAGGAAUGAGGUUCUCCGAAUUGCGAGAGCUUAUGGCAUCAUUACAUACAAUCUUCAUGGUCACCGGGAUAAUACCCUUAAACUCGAUAUUGCAGCACACUCUGUUUACGCUUCCAAGUUCCUUGCCAAUGAGCGAGAAGGCUCAUUCAAAGCAUUGAUAGAUCAAACUCCCAAACUUGCGACGAAACAUGUGCGUACGAGCUUUGUUAAGAUUUUGCUCGACGGCGUGCCACUACCGCCUUUAUUUUCAAGUGCUGGAAACAUUGAACAAGACAAAUGAUGUCGUCGAAACCAUCAAGGAAUUCGACCCACGUGUAUGACAGUCAAACUGCAUGCAACUGAUCGAGGCAGCACAAGACUUGCUUUUGAGGCAAUAGAGGCAGUGAGAAAAGCAGACACCACAAAUCGGAGAAUCAGACACGAGAUAGCCCACUGUAACAACAUACACCCAGAUGAUCUCCAAUAUUUUAAAAAGCAUAGCGUUACUGCAGAGCUUUCUCCCGCAAUGUUCUUCGAUCAUCCUCUUACGCCAGCAAAUAGAGCAACCAUGAACUGGAAUUUUGUCCAGUUGUUACAAUCUGGUGUUUUCCCGAUCACGAUUGGGUCAGAUUGGGGUU